This is a messenger RNA of Anopheles nili, 591 nucleotides long. Its product is annotated as zinc finger CCHC-type and RNA-binding motif-containing protein 1-like. The transcript is spliced from 2 exons. Gene Ontology annotation, molecular function: zinc ion binding; RNA binding. Gene Ontology annotation, cellular component: U12-type spliceosomal complex. NCBI's taxonomy places the organism in Eukaryota, Metazoa, Arthropoda, Insecta, Diptera, Culicidae. Bases 1 to 591 code for a protein of 196 amino acids. Gene Ontology annotation, biological process: mRNA splicing, via spliceosome. The record is from RefSeq and is a predicted model, not a curated record.
AUGACCUCGGUGCAAGGCACCGUACCGGAUGUCCGGUGUACUGCUUAUAUUUCAAAUUUACCUUAUCACUUAACCAACAUCGAUGUGCACAAAUUGCUUUCCAAGCAUGGCAAAAUUGUAAAAGUAACUAUUCUGCGCGAUAAGAAAAGCAGAAAAAGCAAAGGUGUCGCUUUCGUUCUAUUCUCCAAAGCGAAUGAAGCGUUAGAUUGUUGCAAGGCAUUGGACAACACACAGAUGUUCAGUCGUACGAUUAAGGCAAGUAUAGCAAAGGAUAAUGGAAAAUCAGCCGAAAAUAGCCAGCGUAAGCACUAUCCGGAUAAAAGCCGUUGCUUCGAAUGUGGCACUGAGGGACACAUGAGUUACAGUUGUCCCAGGAAUGUGUUCGGAAAUAAGACGCCACCGCGCAAAAGCUCUAAAGGAACUAAACGAAAGCAACGAGUUGAACCGGAAUCUUACGCAUGGGAGAGUGAAUCGGAAGAUUCGCCUGCUGCUAGAGUAACAUCAGAAACAGUUAGCAUCUCGAAAAGGGCAAAGUACAAGAAAAGUGAAUAUUUUAGUGAUGAUGAAGAGCUUGAGUGUGAUAAUGGAUGA